Messenger RNA from Venturia canescens, 4563 nucleotides. RefSeq names its product transposon Tf2-1 polyprotein. The coding region runs from base 1749 to 4346 and encodes 865 amino acids. The transcript is spliced from 2 exons. Gene Ontology annotation, biological process: DNA integration. NCBI's taxonomy places the organism in Eukaryota, Metazoa, Arthropoda, Insecta, Hymenoptera, Ichneumonidae. Gene Ontology annotation, molecular function: nucleic acid binding. The record is from RefSeq and is a predicted model, not a curated record.
AGUUUGACACCGACGCAAACUUAGUCCCCCACUCGCGCACACCACGGUUGUGGUAGGUACGCGACGAGAGACACAGCUCAUGAGCGAGAGCCGAGAGAGUCGCUCAUAAACCGUCAGAGAGAUACCGUCAAUUGUAUUGAUUCAGUUAUUAACUGCAACUGCAUUUGUCGGAAUUUCUUCACCUUUCCCAAGUUCGAUAAUAAGCCUUUGAUUUCGAGGCUUAUAAAUCAAUACAAUAUGGGUGAGAUAAAGGCAAUAUUCCACUUCACAUCUGAGGCGGCAGAUUCCAAGACGACGAUUGUGAAAGUCAAGACUAUCCAAUUGGUGGGCCAACCAGAAAUUUUUCAAUUCCCUCGAGAGCUGCAAACGAGUGACCAACAUCCACAACUUUUCGAAAAUGCAGUGACAAAGGGGGUCGUCAGAAGCUUGAAAAUACGCAACAAGUUCCGAAACGUGACCAUCACCCUAACCGAAGGUAAACUGAAAGAAAUCUAUUUAGACGACGAAGGCAAUGUCGCUUUCAACGGAUACUACCUAGAAGAGGCCCAGGCUAGCGCACCGAUCUCCUUGCAGAGCUCUUCUAUCGAAAACCAGACACACGAAAAACCAAUUCAUUCCGUUGCCAAAAAUAUAAUACUAGAAAAAUUUAAUGGGAAGAAUUUCAAUGCGGGAGCAUGGAUGGAGAUGUUUGUAACAGAAUGUAAAAGGCUCGAUAUAAGAGAAAAUAGAUUUUCAGAAGUUCUGAGACUAUUUUUAGAAGGUCCAGCUUUAGAGUGGUUUGCAAUAUUUCUAAAAACAAAUUCAUUAUCACACGCCUGGGAGUUCUGGAAUAAUUCAUUUGUGGACACAUUCGGCCAAAAGGCAUGGUCCGAAAUCGCGUACGCUUACAAUUUCAAAUACCUAAACGGUUCCUUUCUGGAGUUUGCAUUAAAAAAAAGAAACAUGUUGCUAGACGUAGAUCCAAAAUUGACUAUCAGCUCUCAAAUAAACCUGAUAGUGAUAAUGUUACCUAACGUCGUAAGAGCACGGUUAAACAAAAAAAGUUUAACGAACAUGGAAGAUUUAAUGUCGACACUCAGACAAAUAGAUCCUAUGAAAAUUAAACUCAAUAACAACUCGAAUGAGAGAAACGAGGAUAAACACAAAACGCAAAACAAAUACAGUCCGUGCUCGUACUGCGAAGGUGUAGGUUUUCCAAACAGAUACCAUCCAGAGCAAUUGUGCCGCACGAAAAUAACACACCAGAAAGGAAAUAAAAACGAAAAAAUCAAAGUUGCAAAUAAUAUAGAAAUUCAAGACACGAUCGCGUAUACGGAAGAAGCAAAAAACGAAUAGUGACCCCACUGAUAAAAUUAAAAAUUCUGAUAAAUAAUAAACCAGCCACCGGUCUUUAUGAUUCGGGAGCGAAUAUAUCUCUAAUAAACUAUAAGUUUUGGGAAAAACAGAAGUUGAAUAAAAAUAUAAGUGGGGAUAAGAAUAUAGAAACAAUUUCAGGUACGUCAAAAGCAGAAGGUGUGAUUACCGUGCCAGUAACGAUAUUCAACAUUACGAAACAAUUUACAUUUUUCAUAAUUAAAAGCGAUUCAUUCAAAGAAGAUAUACUGCUAGGUUUAGACUGUAUAAGAGAAUUCAAACUUUGUCAAGAUGAAAAGUUGAGAAUAUCGCAAAAAAAUGAGGAAGAAAAUUCCAGAGAAAACAAAAAUAUAAUAAAUAAUAUCAACUCGGUGAAUAAGAACUGGGAAAAUCUAAUGACAAAACACAAAAAAGUCUUCGCAAAAGAAAAAUUCGAUAUAGGUACAGUAAAAAACUACGAAGCGACGAUAAAACUAAUGGAAAAUAAAUACAUAGCAAAAAAACCCUAUAAAUGCUCAAUCCAAGAUAGAGUAGAAAUAGAAAGUCAAAUUAAACAAUUAUUAAAAACAGGAUUAAUAGAGGAAUCAUGUAGUCCAUACGCUGCACCAGUUACAUUAGUAUAUAAAAAGGAAGAAGCGAGAAAAUCUCGCUUAUGUAUCGACUAUAGGGAAUUGAACAAAAUAGUAGUCCCAGAAAGCCAACCUUUUCCGAGAAUCGAGGAUCUAACGUUGCGAGCGAGAAAUUGUAAAUAUUUCACAAAACUAGACGUGAACUCGGCGUUUUGGUCGAUCCCGUUACGUAUCAAAGAUAGAUACAAAACAGCGUUCGUAACCCAUCAUGGGCAUUGGCAAUGGUGUUGUUUACCAUUUGGACUAAAAUCGUCGCCGGCAAUAUUUCAGCGAAUUUUGUCAAGCAUAAUAAGAAAACAUCAACUGGAAACCUUCGCAGUAAACUACAUUGAUGAUAUCCUAGUCUAUUCAAAAGACUACAGGGAUCAUAUGAAACACAUUGAACUAACAUUGAAAGCUUUACAAGAACAGGGAAUAAAAUUAAAUCUAGCAAAGUGUGUGUUUACACAAAGCAAGAUAACAUAUUUGGGACACGAAAUAGGAAAUAAUUGUGUAAGACCACUAAAUGAUAAUGUGAUUGCCAUUAACAAUUUUCCAACACCACAAACGAGGAAACACAUUAGACAAUUCCUAGGUAAAAUAAACUUUUACCUGGAAUAUAUUCCCAGAUCAACUAUACUUCUAGAACCACUACAUAAUCUAUUGAGAAAAAAUGUAGAAUAUAAAUGGUCAAAAUACUGCCAAGAGAGUUUCAAAAAAAUAAAAGAAUACUUAUGCUCAAAACCGAUUCUGGCAAUUUUUGACCCAGCCAUCCCAAUUAAAAUUUAUACUGACGCGUGUUUACAAGGAGUUGGUGCAAUAUUAAAACAAAACCAAUCAGAUGGAAAGAUAAAACCAGUAUUUUUCUUCUCAAGGAAAUUAACAGAAUCACAAAAGACAAAAAGAGCAAUCUAUAUAGAAUGUCUGGCGAUAAAAGAAGCAAUUUUGUACUGGCAAUACUAUCUAAUAGGACAAAAAUUUACGGUUUUCACAGACCACAAACCACUGGAGAACUUCAACAUAAAAAAAUGUAAUGAUCCAGAAUUGAGACAAAUUUUAAACUACCUGUCUCAGUUUGAUUUUGAAAUAAAAUACAACCCGGGAAAGAAAAACUUAGAGGCAGACUGUUUAUCACGUAAUCCAGUACUGGAUGGAGACUCUAGAGAAGAUGAAACAUCAAGAAUCAAAAUAGUAAACUUUCUAAAAAUGGAUGAAAUUGUGAACAAUCAAAAACAAUUAAAGCUCGAUAAUAAAUGCGAAAUUGAAAAUAACAUAAUUUAUAAAACGCUGAAUAACAGGAAGAAAAUUUGGCUAACUGAGAAAUUUGGGAUUGAAUUGAUCAAACAUAUACACAACAAACAAGGACAUAUAGGAACGAAACAAAUAACAUUAACAAUUACCCAUAAAGUCUAUUUCAAAAAUAUGCAUAAACACAUAAAAACAAUAUGCCGUUCCUGCGAAACUUGUAUAAAGAACAAAACGAGAAUUGGAAACUUCAAAGCUCCAUUAUCACAAUUGGGCCCGGCCUCCGAACCAUUCGAAAUCAUGGCAUUAGACACAAUAGGAGGUUUUGCAGGCAAUAAAAGCACGAAAAGAUACCUACACUUGCUAAUUGACCACUUCACGAGAUAUGCCUUUAUUUUGACGUCAAAAACGCAGAUUGCAAAAGACUUUAUAAAAUUAGUGGACCAAAUAAAAAAUGAAAACAGAAUACAGACUUUACUUACAGAUCAAUACGCAGGGAUUAAUUCAAAGGAAUUUAAACAACACCUAAAAACCAGAAAAAUAAAUCUAGUCUUCACCGCAGUAGAUUGUGCUUUUUCUAAUGGCCUCAAUGAAAGAACAAACCAAACACUGGUAAAUAGGAUAAGAUGCAAAAUAUUUGAAAACAAAAAUCGUCCAUGGUCUACCAUAGCAGAAGAAUGUGUAGAAGAGUACAAUAACACUAUCCACAGUUCAACAGGUUUCACACCUAAUUAUUUACUAACGGGAAGAGACAAAACAAUCUUACCAAACGAACUCAACUACAAUUAUAAAGAGAAGCUGGAAGAUAACAGAUCAAUAGCAUAUAAAAAUUCAAAAAAGAUCCACGAACAGAAUAAAACCUAUUAUGAUAAAAACAAGGUAAACAUCGAGUACAAAGUAGGAGACUUAGUAUAUAUACAAAAUAGUAACAAGUUAAAUAGAAACAAGUUAGACCCGAUUAGAAUAGGCCCAUACGAAAUAAAAGCAAAAAUAUCUAAUUUAAUAUACAUAAUUGGCAGGGGACAAAAGAAAAAUGAAUCCCAGAUUUUCCAUGCUAGUAAGCUAAUUCCCUGCCACUCGCCUCUCAGCCCUUUAACACAACGGGGGGGAGAUGUAAGUUUGACACCGACGCAAACUUAGUCCCCCACUCGCGCACACCACGGUUGUGGUAGGUACGCGACGAGAGACACAGCUCAUGAGCGAGAGCCGAGAGAGUCGCUCAUAAACCGUCAGAGAGAUACCGUCAAUUGUAUUGAUUCAGGUGCGAUUAUAAAAGAAUGUUAAACUAGAGUGUAAGAUUAAUUAAGGAACUUUUUGUAACUCGGUAUGAAUUUUAAAUUACAGUUAUUAACUGCAA